AUGCAGACUCGGCAGGAGCUGAGCGGUGGCUGCAGACGAGGCAGUAGGUCUCAGCGAGAGUCGCCUGGAAGGCCUGCAGAGAAUCUGUCCAGAUUUGGAGCCCAAGUAGAUCGACCAGUUGGAAAAGUCCACUUGAUGGCGACAGGGUCAGCAGCGAGCUGGCCGUUGGCAUCCAGGACAAGUUUAUGGCCUUUCCCACAGAUUCUUAGUGGUAAAGAGAGUCCGGAGGAGCUGCUGGCAGUCGUCCCAGGUCUUUUGUUCAAUCCUUUGACCCAAAAUCCAUUUCAUGUCUUUACCACUGCACACUGUCCCUAUAUUACACUGACUUUUACUAGUAAAAAUAGUGAUACAAGUGGCUGGAUUGAGCAACACUUAAAUCUCAAGCCUGUCAAGUACAAAUAUGAGAAGUUCUCUCAUCCAAGUCCAUGCCUGCCUUCUCCGCUUCAUUGCUUUCGUGAAAGCAAGAUGAAGUUCACAAUUGUCUUUACUGGACUUGUUGGAGUCUUCCUAAUUCCUGCCCUUGCUGACUAUAAUAUCAACAUCAGCGAUGACAACAACAGUGCCGGCAGUGGGCAGCAGUCCGUGAGUGUCAACAACGAGCAUAACGUGGCCAACGUGGACAAUAACGAUGGAUGGAACUCCUGGAAUAGCCUCUGGGACUAUGAGACUGGCUACGCUGCAACCAGAUUCUUUAGCAAGCAAUCAUGCAUUGUGCACAAAAUGAACAAGGGUGCCAUGCCCUCCAUUCAAGCCCUUGAUGCAUUGGCCAAGGAAAAGCAGGGUAAGGAACCAGAGGGACCACCUCCCAAAGGCCUGAUGUAUUCAGUCAGCCCUAACAAAGUCAGUGACCUGAACAAAUUUGGAAAAAACAUCGCUAGCAUGUGCCGCAGCGUUCCGACAUACAUGGCUGAGGAGAUGCGAGGAACAAGCCUGUUAUUUUAUUCAGGACGCUGCUUCCAAACCAGUAUACUGUGGGUUGUAGACAUUUCCUUCUGUGGAGGGACGGCUGCUGACUAAAAAGAAUUUUAAAAACCGCUAUGGAUUUCAUCAACAGAAUAUGCUACACAGAAAAAGAUGCAUGCUAGUCAUUCUUACCAUGUCAUUCUCAAAAUGUUUUCUGCUAGUUAUGUUCGAUUUCUUUAAGUUGCAAUAAAUCCAUUUGGCACUGAAUUCAUUUUACACUAACAGUCCUUAUGA
Messenger RNA from Tupaia belangeri chinensis (Chinese tree shrew), 1197 nucleotides. RefSeq names its product gastrokine 1 (gene GKN1). The transcript has 8 exons. NCBI's taxonomy places the organism in Eukaryota, Metazoa, Chordata, Mammalia, Scandentia, Tupaiidae. Bases 1 to 1017 code for a protein of 338 amino acids. The record is from RefSeq and is a predicted model, not a curated record.